AUGUCUUCUGCACCUCUUUCCGGCAAAAUCGCCCUCGUGACCGGCGCCUCCAAAGGCAUUGGUGCCUCCACAGCCACCGCGCUCGUCAAACUCGGCGCCAAAGUCGUCAUCAACUAUAGCCGCGACUCGGCAGCAGCUGAGAAACUCGUCGCCCAACUCGGGCCUGACAACGCAUACGCCGUGCAAGCCGACGCCGGCAGCAUCAGCGGGAUCGAAACCAUGGUUAAAACCACGGUAGACAAGUACGGCAAGAUUGAUAUUCUGAUCCCGAAUGCAGGGAUUCUCCUCAUGCGCGACGUCGAGACCACGACCGAAGUCGACUUCGACCGCGCCUUCAACCUGAACGUCAAAGGUCCCUAUUUCCUGGCCCAAAAGGCCCUACCAUACAUGGCGCGCAGCAGCAGCAUCGUUCUCAUCUCCACGACACAGGCACACGCCUCGACCGUCACGGGUCCAUAUACUUUGUACUGUGCGACCAAGGGUGCCAUUGAACAAAUGGUCCGCGUUAUGUCCAAGGACCUGCAAUCCAGGAAAGGAAUCAGCGUCAAUGCCAUUGCACCCGGUCCCACUGGCACCGAGCUCUUCUACGAGGGCAAGUCCGAGCAAGUCCUCAAAAUGAUUGCUAGCUUGAACCCUAACAACCGCAUCGGGACGCCGGAUGAGGUGGCCGACGCCAUUGUAUUCUUGUGCGGAGAGGGUGCAAAAUGGGUCAGCGGCCAGACUAUUCGGGUCAAUGGCGGUCAGGCUUAG
Rhinocladiella mackenziei CBS 650.93 is the source of this 750-nucleotide messenger RNA. RefSeq lists its product as uncharacterized. The transcript has a single exon. The coding region runs from base 1 to 750 and encodes 249 amino acids. Lineage: Eukaryota; Fungi; Ascomycota; Eurotiomycetes; Chaetothyriales; Herpotrichiellaceae. The record is from RefSeq and is a predicted model, not a curated record.